UUCUCUUCUUCUUUCCCCCUCUGGCUCGAAGCUCUUUGUUCUCAAAUCCCUAAAGCGUCUUGUCAGAGAGCAGACUGUACAGUAAGCGUUUCCUCCUUCCAACGCUUGGUUCUGCUUCGGCUGUACGGAUGGAUGCAACAAGAGCUGGAAAUGGAAAGAAAGCCUCUGGGCUACAAGGAAAGGAACUUACAGAAGACAUGAAACAGAAAUGGAGAGGGAUACAGAGGAAUGUCCAAUGGUUGGUCGCCUUCUGCCUGCCUCUUGCUUUCUCCCAAGGCAACCUUCCUUUCCUGCCAUUUUCGGUCUCAGGGGGCAUUUAUCAUUGCCAUCUACCCACCACUAGCUAGUCUUCAUCAACGCCACCACAAAGGCGCUUCAUCAACAGCCUUUUUUUUUGGAGGUGAACUUUGAUCUGGUGUGUAAAAAAUGGCCGGAGGAGCUCACAGCCUGAGGCGCACGGCCAAAAGGCCACAGUUUUUCCGGCUUAUCAUGCCUGGAAUGGUCCGGGACCAGCAGCUGGCGGUUCCGAAGUUGUUCGCCAAGAAGUAUGGUGCUGGUCUCUCGAAAAGGGUAGUUUUCGAGCUCCCCAAUGGCACAGAAUGGCCCAUCCGGCUUUCUGGAGGCGGCGACAAGCUUUGGUUCGGCCAGGGUUGGCGACAAUUUGCUGACUUUCACUGUGUCAACUCGAUGGGUUUCUUACUGAUGUUUGAAUAUCUUGGCGACAGUCGUUUCCGUGUGUUUAUAUUUGAUCCCAGUGCCUCCGAGAUUAGCUACCCUCCUCCGUCCGAAGCUGAUGUUAGUGGUGAAUCUGGAGGGCAAGAAGACGAUCCUUCUGUUGAAAUCUUGGAUGGCUACUCGUCUUCCCCAGAGACCAGGGAAGACCCACCACCAUUGAGCAACCGUCCCCGACCUCCAAAGCUGAAAAAGGGACUUGCCCGUGGGAGCAAUUGGGAGACAACCCUUGAUGAAGAUCUUUCUAGUGAGAGUAGCCAGGAUGAUGUUGAAGUUUGCCCAGCUAGGAAGGUUAACAGGGUGAUUGGGAGGCCAAAACCUUUUUCAGGUAGCGGGUCGUCAGCGGGUGGAAAUGGCGGGGUAUGGAGAAGAACCGUUUCUGCAGUGCUUCCAGGAAAAGCAGUUUCAAGGACAGAUAUGCAGUCUUCUAAGCUUAAAACAAACCGCGGCCGGCAGUCCACCGUCUUUACUUCAGGGAAUGGUUCCUUCGAAGUGACUGUUGCACCUGGUCAUCUACCACGCUCUCGCAAUUGCAAAGUGAGAAUUCCAACUGGGUUUGCAAGCAAUGUCGAGAAAGAUGUCCGUGAAGCAGAGUUAUGGGUUGAAGGCAGUUACUGGCCGGUGACCUUUAAUAGAGAAGUACAGAAAGGGAAAGAUUAUACGUCCCUAUGUGGUGGAUGGAGACUAUUUGCAGAAGAGAAUUUUUUGGAAGAGGGAGACGUUUGUGUUUUCAAGCUAAUUGGGACCAAGGACGAUGGUUUCAGUAAGUCGAUGAAGUUCAAGGUCAAUAUUUCCAGAGGAGAAUAGGGUUAGUAUUCUCUUGGAAUUUCAUCUCUCUUUUGUAACGGGUUGUUUUGAAUUAUGCAUUUGGCGAAAGGGUUAUCGUUCCAAAU
Linum tenue is the source of this 1625-nucleotide messenger RNA. NCBI's taxonomy places the organism in Eukaryota, Viridiplantae, Streptophyta, Magnoliopsida, Malpighiales, Linaceae. The record is from the annotation of a GenBank genome assembly.